This is a messenger RNA of Daphnia magna, 2022 nucleotides long. RefSeq lists its product as uncharacterized. The coding region runs from base 1 to 2022 and encodes 673 amino acids. The transcript has 6 exons. Lineage: Eukaryota; Metazoa; Arthropoda; Branchiopoda; Diplostraca; Daphniidae. Gene Ontology annotation, biological process: DNA integration. Gene Ontology annotation, molecular function: nucleic acid binding. The record is from RefSeq and is a predicted model, not a curated record.
AUGGCUUGUGCCAAUAAAAGUCUGGCUCACGUGGUCAAGUUUGAUGGGUCCAACCUACCACUCUGGAGGUUAGGACUUGACGUGGCUUUAGAAGAACACGAUGUGCAAUCUGUCACUGAUGGAACACUUCUUUGCCCACCUGAGAUAAGACAAGUAACUGAACAAGUUCCAUCUGUCGAAGGAGGCCCAGUCACUCCAACAUAUGGACCCAUCAUCAACACUGAUGCCAUUAGAGAGUGGAAAAUCAAAGACUGUACUGCACGACGCAUCCUCCUUACCACGAUCGAACUGAAGUUGCAAAAUACGUUGGUUGGCUGCAAAACAGCAUUCCAGAUUUGGACUCGCUUAAACUCACAGCACAACAAGUGUGCAGCCAACAACAAGUACAUUAUACAAAGGAGUUUCCUAAACUACGAAUACCAAACGGGUCACAGCGCUAUGGACCAUAUUACUGCUAUAGAAACGAUUGCUGAGCAGCUCAAAAACAUGGGGGAACCUCAAACUCGGCUCCAGAUCUGCACAAAAAUCAUCUACACACUGCCACCACACCUUCAUGGCUUCAUAGCAGUCUGGGAAGCUCUCCCAGAAGAAGAACAAACUAUCGCCUUGUUAACAGCAAAAAUACUCAAUGAAGAAAAGGGUACCGUGGAGGAUAUGGUAGUGGCAGAGGAGGUUUUUCUGGCCCAGGUAAACACCAUGAUGGUCCACCUGCUGCCAAGAAACCCAGAUACAACGGACCACUACUCUGGUGCCACCGCCCACUGCACACGCCUAAGACACCUUCUACGCAACGUAGUUACUGUAUCUAAGGGCAGCUGGGUUAUUCAAGGGUUCCGUGGAGCUCAGGCUGAUGUUGAAGCAUACAGAGAUAUUGUCUACGAGGCAACAGUCAACGGUCAGAAGCGUGUCGGCAUCCUCAGGCGAGUGCUAUACGCCCCAAACACUGGAAUCAACUUAAUCUCCAUCGGUCAAAUCACUGCCCUGGGCGUAAGCGUAAAUUUCUCUGGCUCAAAAUGUGAGUUUGUAAGAAACAACAAAGUGGAAGUAACUGGUCGUCGAACGGGAAGUACUCUGUACAAACUUGACAUCAAAGCUAUAGUUGAAUCACCUCAACAGGAAUGCGUUCUUAUUGCGGAACAGUCAGCAGCUUCACUGAUUACUUGGCAUCGCCGUCUAUCCCACGUAAACUGCAAAACGAUUGAGCAAAUGGAGGCAAGCAACGCAGUUGAAGGGAUGAAGAUUACGAAUCGCAACUUACCAGCUGUUUGUGAAGGAUGUAUCUAUGGGAAAAUGUGUCGGCGCUCAUUCAAGUGCUCUAACAAAGAACCAAAGCCACUGGAAAUCGUCCAGCUCAUUGUGUCAGACGUUGGUGGCCCCAUGCAAGAAAAAUCUCUGAGUGGUGCACUCUACUAUCUGGCGAUAAAAGACAAAGCAAGUGGUUUUCGUCAAAUUUUCUUUCUCAAAAGAAAGUCGGAAGUUGCAGACAACGGCACAGAAUUCAAAGGCCAAGACUGGAUUUGGGUAGACGAGAUGGGCAUUAAACGUCAGUACACUAUCGCCUUCACCCCACAACAAAAUGGCGCGUCUGAGCGUGACAAUCGAACUAUCGUCGAGGCUGCACGGAGUGCUCUAUACGGAAGAAAACACGUGGUCUCGUCUCACGUACUAUUACGGCUCUGGGCAGAGGCGGCCAACUACGCCGUAUACACACUUAACCGGACUCUCUCCCGCACCAGAGACGUUACGCCUUUUGAAAAACUUUACGAUGAGAAACGUCAAAAGUGGGACAAGAAAGGAGAGAAAGGCAUGUUCCUUGGCUACGACAACAACUCGACCGGUUACCGCGUCUUCAUCCUAGCAACCUUCAAGGUUGUAAUUAGCGACGAAGUUCUUUUCGAAGAAGACGACGACAGUUACGAACCACAAAGCCGUGCCAUUCUUCAGAAAUUUCCCUUCGCAAAAGAACAAACAAUCGUCGAUGAAACUGACGACAACUCGUUAUUCACAGAUUUCACACCAUAG